Messenger RNA from Lottia gigantea (owl limpet), 816 nucleotides. RefSeq lists its product as hypothetical. NCBI's taxonomy places the organism in Eukaryota, Metazoa, Mollusca, Gastropoda, Lottiidae. The record is from RefSeq and is a predicted model, not a curated record. The coding region runs from base 1 to 816 and encodes 271 amino acids. The transcript is spliced from 7 exons.
AUGUCCAAACUUAACUGGCAGAAUCCCGAUCAGUUUAACAACGAACCCACUCCAGAUGAAAUAUUACCAGGCAUUAAAUUAAGACAUACAGAGAGGACUGGAAUAUAUAUCAGCAAUGCUGGUAGCCUCUUGAAGAACAAAAUGAGAUUCUGGAUUUUUGAAAUAUUAAAAAAGAGCAGACGUAUUAGAAUUAGUGAAAUUAUCCUUAAGGUGAAAGAUGGAUUAUUAAGUGUUUAUAUCACAGGGAUUAUUACAAAACUGAUAGAAAACUGUCCAAGAGGAAAAUUUGACAUGACUUCACCAGACGAACAACUUGGUUCCUUCUUCUUCACUGUCAAAUAUGGUAGUAACGAGAGUAAGAUAUUUAAUGCCAAUUGUAGAGUAGAACAUUUAUUAGAUAAUAUUCGAGAACAGUGUCAUUGUUCUGAUCAAGAUACAAUAGAAUUAUCUGAUGAACGAGGUCGAGUUAAAAAUAUUAGAAAUAAAAAAGAUGAUUUUGGUAUAAAAUUUAUCAAUGAAAGAGAAAAUGUUAUUUUACUCAAGGUCGAGGUCGACGGUUCCAGUGCAAAUAAAGAGUCCAACAAUAAACCCAAGUUUAUUCCAUUGUUAACAGAAUUACAGGAUAACACGGCUUUUAUAGAGGCCGUAAAUCUAGGAAAGACUGGAGACGAUCCAGUUUUAAGACGGAGAUCCUCGAUGACGCCAUCAGAUCAGGGUGAAAUGACUGGAAAAAGUGGUGGAAAAACUAAGUCGUCUUCUUCUAAAAAGAAAAGUUUUGGCAGGCGUCAAAGCUCACGGGUUAUGAUGAAAAGAUGA